Paramisgurnus dabryanus is the source of this 4452-nucleotide messenger RNA. RefSeq names its product potassium voltage-gated channel, shaker-related subfamily, member 1b (gene kcna1b). Gene Ontology annotation, cellular component: neuronal cell body; juxtaparanode region of axon; synapse. Gene Ontology annotation, molecular function: protein binding; delayed rectifier potassium channel activity. The record is from RefSeq and is a predicted model, not a curated record. Lineage: Eukaryota; Metazoa; Chordata; Actinopteri; Cypriniformes; Cobitidae. Gene Ontology annotation, biological process: action potential; protein homooligomerization; potassium ion transmembrane transport.
GUCUCUCUAUGCUGCUGCACGGCUCCGAGCAACUUACCGCAAGUUUCCCGCGAUCUGACGGCAGGAGGUGAAUGUUGCGGAUCUGUUAUAUCAUUGCUUUAUGGAUUUUUGCGGACAUCUCUAGCAGCCGUCGGGCUGUAACCUUAUGUGAUAGAUUUUUAUUAACGGGAGCUUUGCGCUGAUCUUUCGAUUGCCCACGUGAGCGCACAAAGCAGGUGCAGGGCUCCACUGAAGAUGGAGAUGGUCGACGCUUGGUGGAACGUGAUGCUGGAUGUGGUGUUGGGUCGCUGACCAUCAGAACGGCAUCGGGUGUCGAAUGCGCACAAAACCGACCUGAACGUCCGCUACCAUCCGGUACUGCGAGUUGGAGCUCCAGGAUGACUGUGGUGGUGGUUGGCGAAAACAUGGACGAUACUUCCUCCACCAUGCAGGGUCACCCGCAGGACUCUCAGUAUUCCCCCGAGUGCUGCGAGCGGGUGGUUAUUAACAUCUCAGGACUGCGCUUCGAGACGCAACUCAAGACUCUGGCCCAGUUCCCAGACACUCUGCUGGGUAACCCCAAGAAAAGGAUGCGCUACUUUGACCCUUUACGAAACGAGUACUUCUUUGACAGAAACCGCCCCAGUUUUGACGCCAUCCUCUAUUACUAUCAAUCUGGAGGGAGGUUGAGAAGACCCGUCAACGUUCCCUUGGAUAUGUUUUCAGAGGAGAUAAAAUUUUAUGAGUUGGGGGAAGAGGCCAUGGAAAAAUUCAGAGAGGACGAGGGCUUUAUUCGCGAGGAAGAGCGCCCCCUGCCAGAGAAUGAGUUUCAGAGGCAGAUCUGGCUGCUGUUUGAACAUCCCGAGAGUUCGGGGCCUGCCAGAGGGAUAGCGAUAGUGUCGGUCAUGGUCAUUCUCAUUUCCAUCAUCAUAUUUUGUUUGGAGACCUUACCUGAGCUGAAGGAGGAUUCGCACGGACGGGUCCAAGUGAUAGGCAACAGCACGAUUUAUUACAGACCUAACAUUCUGACGGACCCGUUCUUUGUCGUGGAAACGCUCUGCAUCAUCUGGUUUUCUUUCGAAUUGAUCGUUCGAUUUUUCGCUUGCCCGAGUAAAGCAGCCUUCUUCAAGAACAUGAUGAACACGAUUGAUGUGGUGUCAAUUAUUCCAUAUUUCAUAACGCUCGGAACGGAGAUGGCGGAGGAUUCCGAGGGUGGAAGGGAGCCCAAGGGUGGAGGAGAGCAGGCGACGUCUUUGGCCAUUCUCCGAGUCAUCCGUCUGGUCAGGGUGUUUCGGAUAUUCAAGCUCUCCCGACACUCCAAGGGGCUUCAGAUCUUGGGUCAGACUCUGAAAGCCAGUAUGCGAGAGCUCGGCCUCUUAAUUUUCUUUUUGUUUAUCGGCGUCAUUUUGUUUUCCAGCGCGGUGUACUUUGCCGAGGCUGAAGAGAAGGAUUCUUUCUUCACGAGUAUCCCGGAUGCCUUCUGGUGGGCGGUGGUGUCGAUGACCACUGUAGGGUACGGGGACAUGUACCCCGUCACCAUAGGGGGCAAGAUAGUGGGCUCUUUGUGCGCCAUUGCUGGAGUGCUAACCAUCGCGCUACCGGUGCCUGUGAUCGUUUCCAACUUUAACUAUUUCUACCACAGAGAAACCGAAGGCGAAGAGCAGGCCCAGCUCCUCACUGUGAGCAAUCCAAACAUUGCGUCGGACACCAGUCGACGCAGCUCGUCUGUCAUUAGCAAAUCGGAAUACAUGGAAAUAGAUGAGGAUCUCAAUAACAGCAUAGAUAAUUUUAGGGAGGCGAACCUGCGAACCGGGAACUGCACUGUCUCCAAUCAAAACUGUGUCAAUAUGGGAAAGCGUCUCACGGAUGUUUAGAUCUCCCACUUGUAAAAAGACACCUGAACUGUACAUAGUGUACUUUAUUAGUACUAUCAGAAUGGGACCUCUGAUUUCACUGCGUACGUUUUUCUUAAAUCAACCACAUUUAUGCAUUUGGCGGAUGCUUUGAUCCUAAGCAGCAUACUCUGCAUUUUGUCUCCUGGGAAUCAAGCCGAUGAUGUUGGCGCUGCUAGUUUCAUGUUCUGUCAGUUCAGUUACAGGUAUACCAAAACAAAAGUUAGUCUGAAAUCUGCCUAUGGAUACCAAAAAUAAAUGUCAGGGGUAAUGAUGACAGAAUUACACCAAUACAUGUUGGCUACAUGGGGACUAUAAGAGACAUGCACCAUGGAUGUAUUAGUUUAUUUAUUUCAUGUUUGUUUGUGUCUUUCAUAGGCUAUUGUAAACCAUUAACAAACUGAAUGUUCAAUCUCAAUUGAUGAAUUAUGCAGAUUAUGGCAUGUUUAAUGAAACCUCAAUGUCUGUUCUAUAUAUAUGGUACUAUGUAUCUUGCUUUAAUUGACACGUCACUGCCCAUUUAAAGCACAACUUAUAAGUAUUUAAAACUUUAAACAUCUAAAACCUGUUCCAGGCAGUAUUAAAGUAUUGAUUUUAAAGUUUAAGCUUUUAAAAAUGUACAUAUAUUUACUCAUCAAUUGUUCCAUAGUUAUUAAAAUAUAAAUGUAUAAUUCAUGAUAUGAUAUUUCAACAAUAGUGCCUUUAACCUUCUAACUAAAAACUCAAGAGUCUGCAUGUGCAAUAGUUACAGCUGCGGGACCAUUUAAAUAUCUAAACGUGGUUACGAGACGGUCCCUUAAUAUCCUUGUACAUAUAACAGAGUCAAAUCCUCUGCAUCUCUGCUUCAGACAUUACUUUAUAAAAAAAGUGAACUUUAAAACAUUUAAAGUUUGUUUGCCGAGCAUUGUUGUGGUUUAUUUGGCACUGGUUGCGUUGUGGUCGUUGGUUUAUCUACCUCAGAGAGUACGCUUGCAAAUUUAAGACUUUAUAUCAGUACUGCCCCCUGGUUUCAUAAAUCAAAAAAUGAAUAAUGGGAUUACAAUAAAUAAUUAUAAAACACGUUGAUUUAAAAUAGCUUAACCACAGAUGUCUUGGAGAAGUUAAAUUGAUGAAUUUGUUAUUAUUGUUUUUAUUUCAGAUGACAACACUAGCCAUUUCUGAGUGAUGCUACGUCAACACAACAUAAAUAAUACACUAUAAUACGCACAGGGCAACAUCAGGGAUUGUGAUAAGUUAGAAACUGCCAUUUAAAUGAAAAAUAUCUGCAUCAAUGUAAGUGGAGAUCUUAAAACGAUACCUUUAAACUGAGUGUAGGUCUUGUCUUUCAAAACCUAAAGCACUUUAAUGAGACUUCAUGUAUUUAUACUGUAGGUUUUGUACAAGAAUGAGUUGAAGAAUGAAAGGUGAAACAACGAAUCUUAGGGCAGUGUGUUGAAUUUGUCCGUGUUGAUGGCAGUGUGUUAAAAACGACACACAAUCCACAUCAGCAUCGUUUUCUUGCAACCCUUUAAUUCGUUUUUAGGGACAUUUUAAGGUAUUAACUUCCAAGCCGACUACGGUGAUUGCCUAAAAUAGUUAAAUACCUUAAAAAGUUCAUUGUUUUAAAUAUAUUUUUUACAAUGACAGGUUUAUAUAGAUGUCAGUAAAAGGGAUCUAUAUGAUGUUUAUUGUAAAUACAGUUUAAGAUAAACUCACUUAUUAAACAACAAAAUACAACACAAAACAAAACCGCAGGACCAAAUAUAGUGUUACGCUUUUUAAUGUUAAAUAUGCAGGUUAUGAAGAUAUUAAUAAUUAACAUUUAUUCAGAUUAUACAAUUCAGAAAUAAAAUACUGAUAUACGAUGGAUGAAACUAGCAGAUCAGACAACAUGUAGACACCAUCAUGCAUUUUUUAUUUUAUGGGUAAGUGUCUUACACAUCUAGGUUUCUUACAUUGUUAGCAUCAUUGUGGUUUACUGUAAGUUUAAAUGAAACUCUGUAUUAAAGCUGCAAUCCAUGUUUUUGGGAGGUUAUAAGUAAAGAAAAAUCAGUCAUUGUGUAAGUACAUGAAUAAUCUGUGUUAAAUGCGAUCUUGCCAACAACGGUGAGAUCAUAGUAGAGAGUUGAGUCGGGUUGGAUUUUGCAGCGAAAUGCAGGAAUAUGUAAAGUAAACAGCAAUUUGGUUUUGAACAGAGAUGGCGAUAGAGAGGCAAAAGUUACGCAUUGCAGCUUUAAGCUUUAUUUUUUGUUUUAAUGGGGAGUGUUAAUGCCAUAUAUGAAACUGAAGCACUUUGAUAUUAUGCAUGCAGAGAGCUUCUGGACUCAUGUUGCUCUGACGUGGAUCAUGCAGAUCCUGGAAAAGCUUUUUUCUUUUGUCCUUAUAUUUUGAUCAAAACAAAAUAAUCUAUUUCAUGUUUUGGUUGUGUUUUGAUGCUUAACAUACUUUAAUAUUUGUUGACUUGAUCUGUGUUCUGUUGAGGUUAUGACCACAUAAAGUCAAUCUUUUUUUUACAGUUUUUAAAGAAUGUUUUUCUAAAUUCAUUUUGACUCAAACUUUAGGAAGAAUGAGAAGUAUUCAUGCUGAUAAAUAAAAUGAUUAA